This is a messenger RNA of Schistocerca gregaria, 1382 nucleotides long. RefSeq names its product venom allergen 5-like. The record is from RefSeq and is a predicted model, not a curated record. The coding region runs from base 151 to 1140 and encodes 329 amino acids. Lineage: Eukaryota; Metazoa; Arthropoda; Insecta; Orthoptera; Acrididae. The transcript has 6 exons.
AUCAUUGACUGUGAAACUUUUAAGCCCUUUACCUGGCAGCUGAUUGUCCGUUUUGAAACAAUUACAGUUAAGAACUCGCUAUACAAGAGGAACUGCUACUUAACAUCCAAGACUAGAGCCGAAUUGUUCCUUCCCGAAGAACUAAACAGAAUGGAACGCACUAUGCCGGGAAUUCUUGUAUAUUAUUGGAUUGUUAGUCCAUUGCUAGUUCACUGCAAGCCACCAGAUUAUUGUAAUGAGUCAGUAUAUGGUCCCAAUCAUGUUAUGUGUUCCAGUCAGUGGUCUGUGUUUUGUGACAGACAAGUUCUUAUGGAAAAAUUAGGAAAAACUACAAAGCUGUUUAUUCUUCAUGCUCAGAAUGCUAUUCGUCAAGCAGUAGCCCGUGGGCACAUGAGACGAGGUGUUGAAGACUCACAGCCACCUGCUGCUAAUAUGAAUAUGCUUGACUGGAGUGAGGAACUGGAGCAAAUGGCACACCAGUGGGCCAACCAAUGCAGAAAUGUCAGCACACCACUCCAUGAUAAAAAUCGAAAUACAAGUUAUUACUAUGUAAAUCAGUUAGUGACAGUCCAUGUAAACUUAACAAUACUCCGUAAAGCUCAAUGGACACAUAUUGAUUUAGUAUGGAUGACAACAAUGCAUCAAAUUUGGUUGGGACAGGUAGCAAAUAUUUCAAGUGAAAUUAUUGAAUCGUACAGGGACCCUGAAUCAUCAUACAGCUCCUAUACACAGAUGGUGUGGGGUAGGACAGAAGCUGUGGGCUGUGGUUACACUCGAAUGAAGUAUGAGACUGAUGUUAUAGACACCCUUGUUUGCAAUUAUGGGCCUGGAGGCAAUAUUGAAGGAGAACCUGUAUAUAUAAUAGGCCCAGCUUUAUCAGCAUGUGAGGAUGACACGUAUUUUUCUGUCUACUAUAGAGGCUUAUGUCAGAAAUUUUAUUAUCGAACCACUCCACAUGUAAUUACACCAAUAGCUUCACUCACAGCAUUAGCUACAUAUAUUGGUUUCUUUUGGUUUUAUCUAUGUCUUAUAUACUACUUGUGGCUAAGCCAGAGAUAUGGUAAAUUAAAAAAAUUAACUACAGGUACAGGCAAGUUACUUAAAGUAAAUGAGAAAGACUAUGUUCUUGCAGAUUACUGAGUGUAGUGUAUAUCUCAAAUAUGUUAAUUAGAAUGUUAGUUAUACUUUGAAUUUUCUACAUAAUUUUCACAAUUAAGAGUUAUGUAAAUCAGUAUAAUAUACAACUAGUCCAGGGAGGAAAUUGUGCUAUAUUUAAUGUAGUUUAAGCAGCAUCUUAUUGUUAAUCAUAGUUGCAAUUAUAAUUCAUAAAAAUAUGUAUCUAACUGUCGUGUAUUGUCAAUAAAAAUGUGAUGUGGAUAUCA